AUGUUGGCUUCACCCCAGCUUUCAGUGUACGAUGUAUUGAGGCAAUCAAAGCAAUUCCCUUGCAGCGUCGCCCGGGACCCUCAGUUGAGCACCGAGUACAUUCCGCCCCGCAAGCGCUCCUCAUCCGGACCACCUCCACCGCGACCGGUGAGACCUAUUGCUCCACCAGCAACUGGUCGUGCAGCAAGCACAGGCCAAAGGAGACCGGUGAGACAACCCACAGGAGGUCAUCAAAGGUCCGGCAAGACGACGAAUCGCAAGCGGUUGUUACCCAAGAUGAAUCGCUUGGAUCCCUUAGCGGAUCCACCUGCGUUGACUGAGUCUGACCUAGAGACGGGACUUCUGGACCUGGCCAUGCGGGGCUUCAUCCCACAGACGGCAGAUCUGACUCCGGCCAUGGAGCGAGGCAUGCCUUGCUUAAUGCAGCAGCCAGCUGCCUUCUACGAUCAGGGCAUGAAGCAGCUGCCGCGCUUAGAUGAGGCUGAACAUUUGGCGCAGGUGAAACUGGACCUGCGCGCGCACAUCUUGCGAACGCUUGCUCCACCUGAGGAGAUCCCUGCACAGAGUGACUCUUUCAAGGCUCAUCCUCGGCUACCGCCCCUGCCUGGGCGACCGCCAAACGCCAUGCCCGCAAGUGCAAUGCCCGCGCUUCCCUCUGGCCCUGGUGCCGGAUCAGUGGCGGAGGCCUAUGGCACUUUCUGUACAGAGCUCUUGGAAGCUGUGGACGUGGCAGACCUUUCUGCAGAGGUCCCGGCCUUGCCUCCACCACCUACACAGGCAGAGAUCGAGGCGGCGGCCGUCACCCGGAUCUCUGCUUCGUGGCGGGGGUGCUGCCAGCGGAGAAGAUACGCGGAGCACUUGAGAAAACACAAUGCGGCUGUGCGAAUUCAAUCUGGUUGGCAUACAUGUUGUAUCAGAAGCGCAACCAGAAAAGAGUUGCUGCGAAAAGAGGAGGAGGAAAGGAAAGUGCAGACCAUGAUGAUGUACCAGCUUGGCCAAGACUGGUUCCAGGCCAAAGCUCUCCGCCGUGUGGAAGUGCAUGUCUGCUCACUGAGCAUUGCAGAGCACCGGCGGAGGCACAUGGACAGCUACCAGGUCUUGCAAGCGUCGCAAAUUGCACGCAUCUUCCGGCUAGCAGAUAGCAAGCGGGACAUCAUUUUCGUUGCUCCCAAACACAUACACGAGGAUGUCUUGGACUACUACUCCAAGAUCAUGCAGUUCCGUGGCAUUCAGAACCCACCUGGCCGCUUUCAGGUCGUGGUUCCUGAGAACAUGGACAUGAAGGACAAGUUCUCUCUCACCCAGGCUUUGUUGUGUUCGCCCAAGGCUUUGAAGCGAAUUGGCCGUUUGGUGAGAAACCGGAUGGCCAUGCUGAUUCCAGAGGUCGUUACACACUUAGAAGCCAAACUCAGCAACACUCUUAGGCUGCCGUUGAUUGGGCCCAGUGCCCGCAACAUGUCACUGCUGAGCUCCAAGUCCAACGGCAAGAAACUGGCGCAAAUGGCAGAGCUGCCCAUUGGACCGUGGGCUGUGGACAUCUAUGACGAGGAUGAGUUUUACAACUCCUUGGCUGGACUUGUGGUGAAGCAUCCUGAGGUCAGAACUUGGCUCUUUAAGAUCGACGAUGAGCGAAGUUCCCGGGGCACAGCAUACAUCGACCUGCUAAAGAUGCAGCAGGUGAGCCACAGUGCCCAUGCCUCUGCACCAGCAUUGUUGGGAGGUGGCGUAGAAGACUUUACCGAGCCAGCUGUCAUCGGGGCGGACGCGGGAGAGGUUCGGGCCAUGCUCCAGCACUACGUCCCUCGCCGUGUGACGCUGUGCAACCGUCAGGUCUAUGGAGACUUUGCCAGCUGGCUGGCGGAAGCCUGCCGGAUCGGAUGUGUCAUCCAGGCAGUACCUGAACAUCUGAUUUCUCAGACUAGUGUGCACUUCCAGGUGGCGCCAGAUGGUGCUGUGGAUGUGCUUGGAACUUCGGAGACUGUGACCAGCACCCCCUUUGUGCGAGCUGCUUCCUGGUAUCCUCAUACUCGUGGAAGUUAUCAGGUGCUGCAAGAGGUGGGGCUGCGACUGGGUCGCAGCCUGGCCGCCAAGGGCUUGGUGGGCUUCGCCUCAGCCGAUGUGGUUUUCUUCGACAACCCGAAUUUCGAUGUCACUGAGCAGUCACUUCAGGAGCAUCGCGACUCACCGGCGAUCAUCGGCAGCGAUACGCCGGAGAACCCCGAGGAUUUGAUGUUUGCAGAUCUGAGGUCACCUUCACCUGACAUGAGUGUUGCCACGGGCGAGAUGCCGGGGCCGGUAGAACUUCCACAGAGCAGACAAGCCGACUAUGAGGCCGCUCUAUGCCAUCAGGAGUACCGUGAGAGGCCUAUGGAUCUAGUGAGUCUGAUCUUGGGGCCACACCGUCACCAGGGUCACCAGGUUGGGGCAUCCUCUUCGAGUCCGUUUGCCUGCUGGCUGGUGGAUAUUGAUGUCCGACUGACCGACGAGGCAGCGAUGCUCUUUCCCCUGAAGUUCAUUGGCCAGGUGAAAGCUGAGCCAUCACAGGGCUUGAUGCACCUCACACCGGAGGCAGCACAAAGCCGAGAGUUGGAUACCCUUUACGACCUAACGGAGGAAGAGAGAUCUUCUCGACUGCAGCGAUGGGCCAUGAUCACCCACGUCGCAGCUGCACCUCAAUUGGAGAGGAUGAGUCAUCAGGUGCUGUUUCAGGCUGCCAAGAUGCGCGGAGUGUCGUUUGAUCUCUUUCACAACACUGGCUGUAUCUUCACGUUCCUGGACGUGGUGCACAACCUUUUCUCCCUGAUGGCAGUGGAGAAAUCACCUGAGGCCUGCGCCAGGAAGAUGUCAGCAGCACUGGCAGCCAUUGCAGAAGGACCCAAAGGGGUGGUGGGCGCCAAAGCUCCGAGACCACCGAAGGUUGGUGCCGGUGAGGCAACCGACCUUUUGACCCUGGCAGAUGUGCAGAUGGCUCUCCGGGCACCUUCGGCUGCAUAA
Cladocopium goreaui is the source of this 2994-nucleotide messenger RNA. The record is from the annotation of a GenBank genome assembly. NCBI's taxonomy places the organism in Eukaryota, Dinophyceae, Suessiales, Symbiodiniaceae.